Microthlaspi erraticum is the source of this 951-nucleotide messenger RNA. The record is from the annotation of a GenBank genome assembly. NCBI's taxonomy places the organism in Eukaryota, Viridiplantae, Streptophyta, Magnoliopsida, Brassicales, Brassicaceae.
AUGCUGGUUGGUGGUUCAGGCCUGCUCCUCUGUGACUCUAACGACAACUCGAUAUUAGAGACUAGCAAAGCUCUGCGAAACCAAGCCCUAGCUCACCCGGAAGCUGCGGAAUUGGCUGCCCUAAUUCACGGGAUGACAUGGGCGUUGGGACUCGGUGUGCAACGUAUCCAAUUCUUCUGUGACGAUUCCAUCAUCUUGGAUUACGUAACACGUAAAGCUGCACCGGACGAGUCCCUUGUAGCAACACUUGUGGAGAAAGUGGCUCUUCUCCAGACAAGAUUCACUUCUUGCGAGGCACUCGCUGUUGUGGGCAGAGACAUGAGUUCUGUCACUAAGCUUGCAAGAGACGCUAUAGCUUCCCAAACGAGAUGGCGUGAAGGUGACGGCACCAACACUGAGGACUGUUUCUCAUCCCAGCUAGCACGAGGGGACACUGUCCUCUGCCCUUACCCCGAUUGCAAGGAAGAACUUGUGCUAGAGGAUUGUAGAGGUAUUGUUGACGAUGAUGCUAUCAAUCUUAUGAUCCACCGCAAGAAGGAGAAGUCCAUCCCGGUUUUGGACAGGGUUUACUGUCCCAAGCCUUCUUGUAACUUUUUGAUGUCGGAACGUGACCUCCUCGCACUCAUGGAUCCUCGGGACAAGUCAGUAGCACGCAAGUGCGUGGAGUGCGGCUUGUGUUUCUGCAAGAACUGUCAUGUUCCGUGGCACGACAAGAAGACGUGCGAUGAGUUCAAGAAGUCGGACGCUUACCUGAAAUCUGACGCGGCGCUUUUCGAGUCUUUAGUGAUGACAGAGGGAUGGAUGAAGUGUCCCAAGUGUGCGACCGUCGUUCAACAAAACGGAGGGUGCAAUCGCAUUACCUGCAGACAUUGCAACCACAAGUUCUGUUACCUAUGUGGGGCUCCGUGUGCAAGGAAGAAAAUGUCAUGCAAAUGCCCUCCAGGGAAUUGA